Notodromas monacha is the source of this 860-nucleotide messenger RNA. The record is from the annotation of a GenBank genome assembly. Lineage: Eukaryota; Metazoa; Arthropoda; Ostracoda; Podocopida; Cyprididae.
AUGUCGCAGGAGUUUGUCUCCAGGCUGCAGACCCUGAACGAAAGCCGGCGAACCCGGUUGUACUGCAGUCACGAAUAUCCCGACUUGGUUUCCGCCCGUCAGUCGGAUUCCAACCGAGCCUUCUUUUCUGAAGCUGAUGAAUCUCGGGGUAUCGCCUCAUCAAAUAUUUACGACUCUGGAAAGUCGAUCAGACGUCGAACGACGACAGUGACGAUGACGAAACAACAAAGAGGCGACAGGCAACUCAACCAGUCACACAGCAGAGAGUUCAUCAAGAGAAAGCCAGACAGUGACGAUGACGAAACAACAAAGAGGCGACAGGCAACUGUACCAACAAACUGGGUUAACCACUGCGUUUCGUCCGACACUAAGUAUGGUUCCCUCCUUCAGGCCCCGGGCUUCCAUAAAGACGAAAUGUCCGAAACCGUCAUCACGAUUCCUGGGGUUUCAUAUUCGAAAAAAUCGUUUCAGAAGCGAGUGAUACUAGAGCACAAAUACCAAGUGCCGGGGAAUCCGGAGUUCGCGUUUGCGCUCACGCACGCGAAUCCAGCUCGACCCGAAUUCCUGGGGAUCGCCGAAUUUUAUUUUUGCCUACUUUGCCACUUGGGACUGCUAGGAGGAAAUAGGACGGUCGGAAAAAUGCCAAGAUUCGCUCUCGUGGAAUAAUCAUCCUUCGCCCGCAAAAAAAAGGGUCUCGUUUCUUCAAAUGCCGAGUUUUGAGACGAAACAUUUUCCAAGAACUAAAAAUAGGGACGUGACACACACGGAAAAUACUGGCGAGCAGCGUCAAGACAAAACUGCAAAAAGCUAUCAUACGACGAAAUUCUUUCAUGCGGAAUUCGUUUUGAACUAAAUCAAGU